CUAUUAGCAACAGAUUCUAAAGGACAGAAACACGAGAGUAGAGAGCAUAGUAAACUUGAAUCAGACAGCUCUGUCGCCAAGUUGGACUUACAAUUUAUAACAAAUCAUUCGCGGCAGCGACGUCAGAGGACGUCAUUUACACCAUGCCAGCUUUCAGCACUAGAAGAAUUAUUUGCGCGGACACAUUAUCCUGACAUAUUUGUGAGGGAGGAGUUAGCAGCAAAAAUUAACCUGUGUGAGGCCAGGGUACAGGUGUGGUUCCAAAACAGAAGAGCAAAAUGGCGGAAGGAAUUACGUAAGACCGGAAGCAAUGCUGCUUUACGUUACUACAAUCACAUGCCGAUAAAUGACAGUGUCGCGGCAGAUUUGAACAGACGAUUACGUCAGAAUGCCACGUGCGCGCCGCCGGUUAUGCCGCCAUUUCUUGGUGGUAUGGCGCUUCACGAGAAUUCCAUGCAAGAUUUUUGGUAUUCUCACGCUCUAAGAUACUCUGGACUUUUUGACAGAGUGCCACCUGGCGGCGAUCUUCGGAAUCAGCAUCAUCAUAAUUUGCACACGCCACCAAAGUGAAACCCCAUCUUGUGAUACGUCACCAAAAUGAAACUCGAUCUUGGCUGUUGUCACUUGCCGGUGUCUUGUUGAAAAAAAUAACAAAAAAGCAUUUGACUAUUGGGUGUUGGGGAUUUGCCAAUCCGAUUAAAAUACAUCUGUAACUAAUUUUAUAUUACAGGGUGAAGCAGCGAAAUGUUUCAUUUUUAUUUUGGAAAAUAUUUGUAUUGUAUGCAUUUAUAAAAAAGGUCAAAUUUUAUAUACAUUUGUAUCUGUAGUGGUUGGAAUUACAAUUUUGUAUAUUUUGUCGAAUGAAAUCGUCCUAUUUUUCACAUUCUUUGAUAUAUUUAACUUAUCUAAUCAAAUGGUUAGUAAAAGGCCCUUUAUACCUCAGAAAUCUUCUUACUUUUAUUUCUCAAAGCUUUUUUAUUUUUUGUUUACUUAUAUAGUUUCCAAAAUGUUACUCAUUGGUCAAUAAACAUCUUCUCGUUCUGUUGCUAUAUCGAUGUAAGUUGCUUUUUUGUAAGUUUUUAUCAUCAACCAAUGAUACAAUGUAUAUUCAUUGGUAAAACUAUGAAAAAAUUAGUUGAUAUUUUAGGUGUGUUUGUUUGACUGUCACUAUAAAAUGUUUUGACAGUUUUUACAUUUUCAUGUGGGUUAAAAUGUGCAAUAUGAACUACAGAUAUUAUUUGUGUAUAUAUUAAAUAUAUAUGUUAUCACUUGUGUCUGAAAGAAAAUGUUUUAUAAAUAAAAUGUGUGUUGUUGUUUUUUAUUCCUGUUUUUUUAUUAUACCAAAAAAUAAUAUAUUUUCUGACAUUAAAAUAAAUAAAUAAAUAAAUAAAUAAAUAAAUAAUGCCGCAAUCAAGCUGAAUACGAAGGGAGAUUAAUCUGUCAGUCUUACCAAUACAUUACUGGACAAUACGUCUAAGGGAGACAAUUACAAUUUUAUUCAACGAGUGCAAUAAAUUUAGUAAUGAAAUUACACGAAUUUAAUAUUCUAUUUAUCACAUACCAAAAAUAAAGACCGUUUAAAGUGAAAUAAGAGUCAUUUUACAUUGACGCGCCUAUAGUAUAACGCUAACAUUUAGCGCGUCUUUACACUAUGUUUGUAUAACGCUAAUUAAUGACGUCACGUCAAAAUAUAUGCACGGCCGUGCAAUACCAUAUUUACGGAGUCGCAAAAUCAGCACGGCUGUGUGAUAAAUAGAGGAUAUUGAAUGAGUGUAAGUUCAAUACUGAAUUUAUUGCACGAGUUGAAUAAAAUUAUAUUAUGCGAGCCUCUGGCGAGCAUAAUGUUAUUUUAUUCAACGAGUGCAAUAAAUUCAGUAAUGUACUUACACGAAUUUAAUAUUCUAUUUACCCAUACCCAAAAGAAAGACCGUUGAAAGUGAAAUAAUAGUCAUUUUUCAUUGACGCGUCUAUAGUAUAACGCUAACAUUUAGCGCGUCUUUACACUAUGUUUGUAUAACGCUAAUGACGUCACGUCAAAACAUAUGCACGGCCGUGCAAUACCAUAUUUACGGAGUCGCAAAAUCGGCACGGGUGUGUGAUAAAACCUAAUAUUAGAUACCGCAGCAUUUAAUUGUUGAUGUCGUGUUAGAAUCGAAAUAAUAUAUCCAAAUCGGUGAUUGUAUCGCUUGAUAACAUUACUGUUUGUCGUUCGGAUGCGCAUCGUUAUAUCAGUCGGGCUACGCCCUCGUGAUAUAAUUCCCCGCAUCUGAGAGAUAAAAUCAUUGUUUGGGAUAUAUUAUUUCCUUAGUCAAUAUCAAACAAAAUUGUUGUAUAAGCGGAUGUUUACCACGGAAAUACGGCAGUCUGCGAUAAACACACAUAGUGA
This is a messenger RNA of Ruditapes philippinarum (Manila clam), 2386 nucleotides long. RefSeq names its product aristaless homeobox protein-like. Gene Ontology annotation, biological process: regulation of transcription by RNA polymerase II. The annotation marks the transcript as partial. The transcript is spliced from 4 exons. Lineage: Eukaryota; Metazoa; Mollusca; Bivalvia; Venerida; Veneridae. The record is from RefSeq and is a predicted model, not a curated record. Gene Ontology annotation, molecular function: RNA polymerase II transcription regulatory region sequence-specific DNA binding; DNA-binding transcription factor activity, RNA polymerase II-specific.